Messenger RNA from Aspergillus ochraceoroseus IBT 24754, 2318 nucleotides. RefSeq names its product putative ATP-dependent Clp protease. Gene Ontology annotation, molecular function: ATP binding; ATP hydrolysis activity. Gene Ontology annotation, biological process: protein catabolic process; proteolysis. The transcript is spliced from 2 exons. The record is from RefSeq and is a predicted model, not a curated record. Gene Ontology annotation, cellular component: mitochondrial matrix. The coding region runs from base 160 to 2028 and encodes 622 amino acids. Lineage: Eukaryota; Fungi; Ascomycota; Eurotiomycetes; Eurotiales; Aspergillaceae.
UAUCUUCUCCUCCUCCUCCAUCUCUUCCUGCCUUUCUUUCUCUCCUCCAAUUCCUACCACGAUCGUUGCACUCGAUUAAUUCAUCAAUACCGUCAGAUUACUUGUUCUUCUCUUCCUGUUUCACCAAACGACCGAUAUUCGUGAUCCAGGCGUCUAGUCAUGCGGCGGUUGCCGUCAUGGCCAUGUCGGCCAUGUCGGUCUCUCGUGCUGCAUCCUUACUCUGUCCUCCACUAUCGACCGUCACCAAUCCUACAUUACUACUCUACCAAUCGCAAGUUUUCCAGUUCAUCAAUAUCCUCCCCUACGUCCUCCCAGUUUAACCGGUCGGAUUUCACAAACCAGCCAUGGUCGGGGACUUAUGAACCGGGUCUCCCCACGGCUGGCCCGUUGGGGUCUGCCCCAGCAUUUGGAGCUCCCCGAAUCACCCCCAAGGCUUUGAAACAGUACCUGGAUCAGUUUGUUGUCGGACAAGACCGUGCGAAGAAGAUUCUCAGUGUCGCAGUAUACAACCACUACCAGCGAGUACAAGAGCUUCAGAGGCGCCAGGAAGAAGCCGAGGAAUUACUGGAAAAGCGUGCACGACGGGAAUCUAUUGAGCACCAACAUCCAGUUGAGGAUGAGUUUCCUGACCAACAACGAACCACCUACCCACCACCUCCCGAUCCGCUUCAAUCUCCCCUCCCCUCGGACCAAACAGCGCUGGACGAAUCAUCGCAGUUACAACUAGAGAAGUCUAAUAUUCUUCUUCUUGGUCCAUCUGGUGUUGGCAAGACCCUCAUGGCAAAAACACUGGCUAGAGUUUUGUCAGUCCCGUUCAGUAUUUCAGAUUGUACUCCCUUCACACAGGCCGGUUAUAUUGGGGAGGACGCAGAAGUAUGUGUGCACCGGCUAUUAGCUGCUGCCAACUAUGAUGUGGAACAGGCUGAGCGCGGGAUUAUUGUUUUGGAUGAGAUAGAUAAAAUCGCGGCUGCAAAGGUCAGCCAUGGGAAAGACGUGAGUGGGGAAGGCGUGCAGCAAGCUCUUCUUAAAAUUAUUGAAGGUACAACAGUACAAGUCCAGGCAAAGCAGGAGCGGAGUACUCCUCGUAUCGGCAACACACCCAGCUCAUACCUGUCGAACAAUCCGUUAGGCAAUGCACCAUUUCCGCCCCAAGGAGGCGGAAAUAUGUCGCAUAAGGGGGAGAUCUACAAUGUUCGAACCGAUAACAUCUUGUUCAUAUGCUCCGGUGCAUUUGUUGGAUUACAAAAAGUGGUCAUGGAUCGCAUCUCCCGUGGCUCCAUUGGCUUUGGACAGCCAGUUCGGCCGCCAACGCAACCCUCUUCUGGACGCUCCCCUACGUUUGAUCCUGGAAGCAACAAACCUAUUCCUAUCUUACCAGGAUCCGAGGAAGAAGCCUUGUACAGGAAGCAUCUGCCAUUUUUCACGCCUGCAUCGUCGACGUCGCCAGAUGCUGAGCCAACUUAUUUCAACGCCUUGGAUCUUCUCAACCCGACCGAUUUGCAGAGCUUCGGGUUCAUCCCAGAGCUGGUAGGCCGUAUUCCCGUCACCGCUGCGCUGUCUGCCCUAAGUCAACCAUUGCUUAUCCGAAUUCUCACCGAACCUCGCAAUUCUCUUCUUGCCCAGUACACAACCCUCUUCUCGCUGUCCGGUAUCGAACUCCGCUUCACAACGCCUGCGCUGCACAAGCUUGCCACCAAUGCUUUCGCAAUGGGUACUGGGGCGCGUGCUCUCCGAACAGAAAUGGAGACUAUUCUAAGUGACGCGAUGUUUGAAACGCCUGGGUCUAGUGUGAAAUUUGUCCUCGUCACAGAGGCUGUCGCUGACCGCAAGGAAAAGCCCGUGUACCUUGCCCGUGGUCAAGGCGGUCGGUUUCACGCUAUGAUCGCAGCAGAAGAAGACCAGUGGGAAGAAAAAAUGCGGCACACAAAGGACAAGGAGAAGAACGGGAAAUCUCAGACUCCCAGUUUGGAGGGGUCUCCUUCUAUCUCCAACUUUAGGGAGUAUCGCAGCAGGGCUGUUGGGUCAUAAUUGACCACUAGCGUUCUCUGACCCGCCCCUUAGGAUUAGUGCUGGCAUGUCGUAUGUUUACUGUGUCGCCUUGUUGCUUUGAGCCAGUCUGGCUAUUUCAUAUGAUGAUGAGUGAUUCCUAUCUUGACGGCCUUUAUUGUAUGUACAGUGUGGGGAGGUUUUUGAGGUCCUGGUUUGACCCUUUUGCUUUCUUGUCUCCUUUGUUGGUUUAGGUCAUGGUAUUGAUAUCCCAAAUGAUGACUAUUAUCCACAUCUACCAAGGUACAUAUUCAUAAAAAAUUAUUCAUAAC